This is a messenger RNA of Rhodotorula toruloides NP11, 2328 nucleotides long. RefSeq names its product amino-acid N-acetyltransferase subunit Mak10. Gene Ontology annotation, cellular component: NatC complex. The coding region runs from base 1 to 2328 and encodes 775 amino acids. The record is from RefSeq and is a predicted model, not a curated record. Gene Ontology annotation, biological process: N-terminal peptidyl-methionine acetylation. The transcript has 9 exons. Lineage: Eukaryota; Fungi; Basidiomycota; Microbotryomycetes; Sporidiobolales; Sporidiobolaceae.
AUGGAUCCGACGAUGCAACCUUCUGAAUUCAUCGACGCCAUCCCGCUGCUCGAAUCGGCCCUUGCGGAGCUCUCGAAGGGCCAACUCGUCCGCGACGAGCGGUAUGGGAUGAUGGAUCUCAUGAGUGCAAUCGAGAUCAACGACGGCCGGACAGACACUUUCCUCCAUGCGCAGAAGGAACGCCAAGCCCGAUCCGCCGACCUUCCGCCCUUCAAUCCGUCUGUCGAGCUCAGCGCAGAAGAGUUGCUUUGGGUGCACGAUGAGCUGCUGCGACUCGAAGCAACCUUUCGAGACGGCCACCCUCUCUCCUCCACUCUCUGGACCUGCAACCUCCUUCGCCCACCCUCUCUCGCCGCGCUUUGCGACCCAGGACGCAGCGCGCCCGGACCCUCCGUUGAAGAGGAUUACUUGCGACCAACUGACUUGCGGACGGUGGUCCUUCGCGCUCUGCUCCUUGGGACACUGAAGACAUCGGAGAUCAUGUGGGAGGAGACCGGCAAGGCGCAGCUGUACGAGCACGAAGAUGUCCACCUAUCACUCUCCACUCUCUCGUUCAACUCGCUCAUGUCAGCCUGCUAUCCACCUGCGACGCCUUCUCCGCCUCUGCCAGCCGAUCCUUUGCGAGCCGACCCGCCGUCUCGUCAGGUACAAGAACGAACAGUCUCGGUAGACGAUGUUCUACGAGAUCUCGACGAGGCACUGCAGUGGGUUCAGGAGGCGCAGGCGUCUGGAGCCGAUUGGGCGGAGGAUGAGAAGGUGCUUGACCAGUUGCGCUUCAGGCUGAUGAUGCGGAUAGACCUGCUUUAUGCGACCGCUCUCCUCACCUUUCCAGCGCACACCUCGCCACGCACUAUCACGCACCACCUCGAUCGCCUCAUCGCGUACUGCUCCGCUUUCCCCUCGGCGUCCGAGACCCCAUCUUCUGUCUUCACCCCGUCUCCAGCGCUUCGAGCCUUCUUCCUCCCGUCCGCCUCCAUCCCGCUGCUCGCGACCCAACAACCUCCUCGACCCGUCACCUCCAUGUCGGUCGGCGAGGCGUACGAUCAGCUGCGCAACAUGGCGUCUGAUCUGAAGGGCCUGAUGUCGUUCUGGUCGGCAUGGAUCGAAGGAGAUGCGGUAUGGAAGGAUCUGGCGGAGUGGACGCGCGAGCGAGGGAGAAAGGCGUCGGUGCCGUACAUGCGCUCGAUUCAACAGUCCGUCAUCGCCUCACCGACACACCUCUUCAGCGUCUCGAACCACCUCCAUCUCUCGCUCUCCUUCCUGCGCAUUUUCGUCCCCCUCUCGCCUACACACCUCAACACGCUCUUCUCGACCCUCCUCUCCCUCCGCUCAACCGAAACGGACCCCUCUCAACUCGCUCACAAGGCAAUCGGAUUCUUCGAGCGCCUCGCCAGCGAGUUCCUCAUCAAGAGCUCGGUACACCUCUGCGGCCAGAAUCGAGGACGGCAGCGACGGUUGGCGAUCAAGUCGCUGCGAGGGUGGCUCGAACUUGCUCGCGAGGCCGACGAGCAGGUCGUGCCGCUGCUCAAGAGCCUGCUACCCAGUCUUCCGCUCGACGUCGCGGGACGGCAGGAGCUCGAGCACGGGCUUCAGUCUAUCUCGAAGGCGAUCGAGGUGCAGAGCAUGCUCAUCGCGCUCGAAGCGCUCAUGAGCGGGCUGGAGGAGCAUGUUGGGCUGUUUGAUGCGGAGGAGGAGAAGCGGCAGGCAUGGUGGACUGGCGGUCGACUGGCGGCGCAUCUUGCGACGCUUUUGACGGAUCUGGAGACGGCUGGUGUGGCAAGAUGGGAAGGCGUGGAGUACGUCGAGGCGAAGCAGCUCGAAGCCAAGGCUAUGAUCAUGAUCCUCCCCGUCACUCCCGCACCGCCCAAGUUUUCCAACCCAUUUCUCGCCGACCUCGCCAUCCCGCCACGAAACGCUGCUCGAGGUCGCUUCCUACAGCGCUUCAGCUGGCUCGACGUGCUACCGCAGCCGAAGAGCGAGGAAUUGGCGGACUGGGGCGCAUAUGAGAUGGCGGUCGGGGAGGCUCGGUCUACGACGCCUGGUCAACUGGCUGAGACGGCCGCAAAAGCCUACGGCGCUGCAGUUGCAGCGCUCACCGCCGGCGCUACGAUCCCGCUCGCUGAACGAGGCGUCGCCGUUCAGCCGGAGCCGUCCUUGCGGCGACUCGCCGCUCUCCGCCGCACAGCGAUCGCCAACCAGAACCGCCUGUCGAGCCUGACUCGCUCGCACGACGAGACAACGGCAACGGACGCGGGAGAGAAGGCGAGACGGACAACGAUGAAGUGGGAUGCCGCGUGGUUCCCUUGCUGGAUGGAGGCGCAGCAGUAG